Sporisorium graminicola is the source of this 1347-nucleotide messenger RNA. RefSeq lists its product as uncharacterized. The transcript is spliced from 2 exons. Gene Ontology annotation, biological process: mitotic cell cycle; microtubule cytoskeleton organization. Gene Ontology annotation, molecular function: structural constituent of cytoskeleton; GTPase activity; GTP binding. Lineage: Eukaryota; Fungi; Basidiomycota; Ustilaginomycetes; Ustilaginales; Ustilaginaceae. The coding region runs from base 1 to 1347 and encodes 448 amino acids. The record is from RefSeq and is a predicted model, not a curated record. Gene Ontology annotation, cellular component: cytoplasm; microtubule.
AUGCGCGAGAUUGUCCACCUUCAGACCGGUCAGUGUGGUAACCAGGUCGGUACCAAGUUCUGGGAGGUGCUCUCGGACGAGCACGGAAUCGACCACAACGGUAACUACAUCGGCACCAGUGACGACCAGCUCGCCCGCAUCAACGUCUACUACAAUGAGGCCAGCGGCAACAAGUACGUGCCCCGUGCCGUCCUCGUCGACUUGGAGCCCGGUACCAUGGACUCGACCCGUUCGGGCCCGCUCGGUGGCCUCUUCCGCCCCGACAACUUUGUCUUUGGUCAGUCCGGUGCCGGCAACAACUGGGCCAAGGGUCACUACACCGAGGGUGCCGAGCUCGUCGACUCGGUGCUUGACGUCAUCCGCAAGGAGGCCGAGAACUGUGACAUGCUCCAGGGCUUCCAGAUCACCCACUCGCUCGGUGGUGGUACCGGAGCCGGUAUGGGCACCCUGCUCAUCUCCAAGAUCCGCGAAGAGUUCCCGGACCGCAUGAUGGCCACCUUCUCGGUGCUUCCCUCGCCCAAGGUGUCGGACACGGUGGUUGAGCCGUACAACGCUACUCUCUCGGUGCACCAGCUCGUUGAGAACUCGGACGAGACCUUCUGUAUCGACAACGAGGCGCUGUACAACAUCUGCUUCAAGACGCUCAAGCUCAACGCGCCCACCUACGGAGACCUUAACCACCUCGUCUCGCUCGUCAUGUCCGGUGUUACGACAUGCCUGCGUUUCCCGGGUCAGCUCAACUCGGACCUGCGUAAGCUUGCCGUCAACAUGGUGCCCUUCCCUCGUCUCCACUUCUUCAUGGUCGGGUUCGCGCCUCUGACCGCGCGCGGCUCGCAGUCGUACCGCGCGGUAACCAUCCCCGAGAUUACGCAGCAGGCGUUUGACAGCAAGAACAUGAUGACCGCCUGCGACACGCGUCUGGGCCGCUACCUCACCUGCGCCGCCUACUUCCGUGGCAAGGUGUCGAUGAAGGACGUCGAGGACCAGAUGCAGUCCUUCCAGCAGAAGCACUCGACCCAGUUCGUCGAGUGGAUCCCCAACAACGUGCAGACGGCGCAGUGUGAUAUUCCUCCUCGUGGCCUCAAGAUGUCGGUCACGUUCAUCGGUAACUCGACCGCGAUCCAGGACGUGUUCAAGCGUAUCUCGGAGCAGUUCUCGGCCAUGUUCAAGCGCAAGGCUUUCUUGCACUGGUACACGGGUGAGGGCAUGGACGAGAUGGAGUUCACUGAGGCCGAGUCCAACUUGCAGGACUUGAUCGCCGAGUACCAGCAGUACCAGGAUGCCUCGGCUCUGGAUGAGGACAUUGAGGGCGAGUACAUCGAGGAGGAGGAGCUCGUCCAGGAGUAA